AUGUCCGUUCCUCGUGAACAGCUUAAAUUUCGGGCUCCUCCCUCUAUGAAGUUGAGCGACGGGUCCGCCUCAUCCUUGACAGCACCACUAGAGCCAGUACCCGCCACUCUUACACCGGCUGCGAGAGCAGCGGCUCGAUUUGGCGUUAGUGGCAACGCCAUCGUUACCGGUGGUGCAGGCGACAUUGGCUCCGUCGCCUGCCGAGCCCUGCUCGAGCACGGCUUGCGAGGCCUCGCCAUCUUCGACCUCCACCCUGAAGCAGGCCAAGCCACUGUCAACAGUCUCAAGACUGAGUUUCCCGAAGCUAUAAUCACCUUCACUAAGGUCGACGUAACCGAUGUGAAGGUGGUCACAGAAGCCGUCGCGCAGGCUGAACAAGACAUUGGCCCCAUCAAUAUUUGUCUCUGCUUUGCAGGUAUCGCGUUUGCAGCUCAUGCUUUGGAAAUCGCCCCAGAACAGUGGAGGAAGAUGAUUGAGGUCAAUACCACUGGUGCGUUCCUUUGUGCACAGGCAGUGGCGAAGUCCAUGGUGAGCAGAGGAACGGGGGGUAGCAUCAUUCUCAUGGCGAGCAUUUCAGCCCACGUUGUGAAUUUCCCACAGCCCCAAGUCCACUACAACGCGGCAAAGGCUGCUAUUCUGUCUGUGAAAAGCUCUUUGGCAGCUGAGUGGGCGAGAUACGGUAUCCGGGUCAACAGCAUCAGCCCGGGAUACAUGGACACUAUACUGAAUGAGGGAGAGGGUCUUGAGGAGCAUAGACAAGUCUGGAAGCAAAGGAAUCCAUAUGGGCGUAUGGGGCAGCCGGAGGAGCUGACGGGUGCUGUGAUCUUACUGGCGAGCAAGGCGGGGAACUACAUAACGGGGGCGGACAUCCUCGUUGACGGAGGCAUCAGUGUUUUUUGA
Colletotrichum truncatum is the source of this 900-nucleotide messenger RNA. Its product is annotated as short chain dehydrogenase reductase family. Gene Ontology annotation, cellular component: intracellular anatomical structure. Gene Ontology annotation, molecular function: oxidoreductase activity, acting on NAD(P)H, oxygen as acceptor. Lineage: Eukaryota; Fungi; Ascomycota; Sordariomycetes; Glomerellales; Glomerellaceae. The record is from RefSeq and is a predicted model, not a curated record.